Molecule: messenger RNA, 2553 nt
Organism: Cucumis sativus (cucumber)
Lineage: Eukaryota; Viridiplantae; Streptophyta; Magnoliopsida; Cucurbitales; Cucurbitaceae
Product: mitogen-activated protein kinase kinase kinase NPK1
Exons: 18
Coding region: 148-2202 (684 amino acids)
Biological process (GO): protein phosphorylation
Molecular function (GO): protein kinase activity; ATP binding
Source: RefSeq, a predicted model, not a curated record
UCCACUUUCUUUUCCCUCCUCUCUCUCUCUCUCUCUCUCCCCCUUUCGAUUCUAAUUUUUUCUUGCCGACCGCCAUUAAAUCAAAACUCUCCAUUUCCUCUUACAAUUCACUCUUCUUCUUCUUCUUCUUCUUCACUGAUUCCUCAAAUGCAAGAUAUCUUCGCUUCUGUUCGCCGAUCAUUGGUCUUUCGUCCUCCUCUCGACAACGAUGAUUCCCAUUCCCCUGCAAUUGGUGUUGGAGCCCUAGUUGAUAAGAUCAACUCCAGCAUCCGCAAAUCCAGAGUCUUCUCUAGACACUCCCCUUCCUCUUCCUCUCUCCCUCCCAUUCCUAAAGACACCGACCCUCCCAUUCGAUGGCGCAAAGGCGAAUUGAUUGGCUGUGGCGCUUUUGGUCGCGUUUAUAUGGGCAUGAAUCUUGGCUCUGGAGAGCUUCUUGCUGUCAAACAGGUUUUGAUUGCUGCAAAUGGUGCUUCGAAGGAGAAAGCGCAGGCUCAUGUUCAGGAGCUUGAGGAAGAAGUGAAACUUCUGAAGGAUCUUUCUCAUCCAAAUAUUGUUAGAUACUUGGGCACAGUCAGAGAGGAUGACUCUUUAAAUAUAUUAUUGGAAUUUGUCCCUGGUGGAUCGAUAGCAUCACUUCUGGGGAAAUUUGGAGCCUUCCCUGAAGCAGUUUUAAGAACAUAUACAAAACAGUUAUUAUUGGGAUUGGAGUAUUUACACAAGAACGGUAUCAUGCACAGGGACAUUAAGGGGGCAAAUAUCCUUGUAGAUAACAAGGGAUGCAUUAAGCUUGCUGAUUUUGGGGCUUCGAAACAGGUUGUCGAGCUGGCUACAAUUUCAGGAGCAAAGUCUAUGAAGGGUACUCCAUAUUGGAUGGCUCCUGAAGUAAUUCUGCAGACUGGUCAUAGUUUCUCUGCUGACAUAUGGAGUGUUGGAUGCACCUUUAUUGAGAUGGCUACAGGAAAGCCUCCUUGGAGCCAACAGUAUCAAGAGGUUGCUGCUCUUUUUCAUAUAGGGACGACAAAGUCUCAUCCACCAAUCCCUGAGCAGCUUUCGGUUGAAGCUAAAGAUUUUCUGUUGAAAUGUUUGCAGAAGGAACCAAACUUAAGACCAACUGCCUCUGAACUCUUGAAGCAUCCUUUUGUUAUAGGGGAGGAGACACAAUCUCAACUUAUGUCACGUGAUGCAUGCACGAUUUUCCAUCAUCAGGAGCCCCUGGAAACCCAUUCACCACAAUGUACUUCAGAACUUGAAAUGAGUAAAACUCCUACACAUCCUGGAUCAAGCGAUAUUUGUAAUUUGGAUAGUUUGAGAUGCUCAAAGGUAUACUCUACAAACAAACUAGAAAGUGAUAUGUGGGGAAGAAACAGUGAUGAUGAAAUGUGUCAGAUUGAUGACAAGGAUGAUUUUAUGUUAGAUGAAGUAAAAAUUGGCUCUUCUAUUAUACAUGAGAAUAUGAAGAGUUAUAAUCCAAUUUGUGAGCCCUCUGAUGAUGAGGAUUGCAAAUUUGAUAGAAGUCCAGUAGUAGACCGAGGAAGCAGUUUACAUGAAGAAGCUCUUGCACCUGGAAGCUGUUCUGGAGCUUUUGACGAAGAACAAAACUUCUCAUUUCCUAGUGGGCGAUCACUUUCUGAAGAUGAGGAUGAGCUUACUGAAUCAAAAAUUAAAGCUUUCUUGGAUGAAAAGGCUCUUGAAUUGAAGAAACUGCAGUCACCGCUUUAUGAGGAGUUCUACAAUAGUUUGAAUGCAUCCUGCUCUCCAGUUUUUAUGGAGAGCAAACAAGAUGAAAGCACUCCUAAAUACUUGAAAUUGCCCCCAAAAAGCCGGUCACCAAGUCGAAGUCCUGGUAACCCAUCCCCAGCGCUUGAUGCUUUUGGCACUGGUAGCCCAGGGAGCGGUAGCAGGGGUAAUGCAAAUGAUCAAAGGUCACAACUCAACGAUUGGAAAGGACUUCAUGGUCAGUCAGAAGCUGGUAGCCCAAGCAGUAAGAAUUAUUCUGAAAUACAGAGGAAGUGGAAAGAAGAGCUUGAUCAAGAGCUCGAGAGAAAACGAGAGAUGAUGCGUCAAGCUGGCGUGGGAGCCAAAACUUCAUCUCCAAAGGAUAAAGCCAUGGGCAGGCCAAGAGAGCGAACACGGUUUGCAUCUCCAUUCCGUGAUGAUGUGUCGGGUGCUGGGAGGGACAACAGGGAAAACUUCAUCUCCUGAGGCAGUUAUGAAAGAUUAGCAUCUUCAACGACUCCAGCUGAGUUUAUCUUCUCAUUUGUCAUUUCCCCUCUGCUGUCCUUGUGGAGAGGACUGUCCAUGAAGUGAAGAGGUCCCUUGAUGACUUACAUGAUCGAUUCUCAACUGGGGGGAAAGAGAGGAGACAUUGACGAUAUAUGCUAAUCUAUUUUUGUUCCUUUUUUCUUAUUGAUUUUGUUGGGAUGGGGAGGUUUUUAAAGGAUGCAUGUUUUUCAAAUUUGUAUCCAGUGGUGAAUAGAAAGUGUAUUAUUAGUGUACAAUAUUCUAUAUUCUGGGUUUGAUGAUAUAAAAAUGGCACAGGUUUUCUCUUUCCAA